Molecule: messenger RNA, 534 nt
Organism: Rotaria sp. Silwood1
Lineage: Eukaryota; Metazoa; Rotifera; Eurotatoria; Philodinida; Philodinidae
Source: the annotation of a GenBank genome assembly
AUGCCUAAGAGCACUCGGUCAAAUUUAAAUUUACAUACAACUUCUAUCUCUGAAUUCCAAUAUAAAUCUUCUCGUCAACAAGUAAAAGGUGAAUUAUCUCUUCAAAUUGAUCCUAUUACAACUAUGUCGACAGCACAUUAUAUUGCGGAAUUGGAUGAUGAUCCCAAAAACCAAGUUAUAGAUUCUGUACGUUUAUCUCAAGAAUAUAUCGAAACAUUUCGUGAAUUAGAACAACAACGAUUAAACUCCAUUAAACUAUUGACUGAAGAAGAAAUGAUAAAUAUUGAUCAAUACUUACUAAAUUUACAAAAUAUCUAUGAUGAGUUACGUUAUUCAAAUUUAUUUCGUGCACAAUAUUCUACGACACAUUUUCAAGAGAAAGAAAAAAUACCGUAUGAACAACACAAAAAAGAAAUAAAUGGUGGUUGGUUAUGUUUUUGUAAUAAAUUAAACCAACACGUUUAUAAUCGAUUGAAAAUUGGUAUAUUGAUUAUGCUAGAAAAGAUCAUGCAUCACUAUCUUUGCAUGAAUUAG